Arachis ipaensis is the source of this 1227-nucleotide messenger RNA. Lineage: Eukaryota; Viridiplantae; Streptophyta; Magnoliopsida; Fabales; Fabaceae. The record is from RefSeq and is a predicted model, not a curated record.
UCAUAUUACCUAUUAUUAGUCCUAUACACACAUAAAACAUCCUUGUUCUUGUUCUUCCUGAGAUAAAUCAUGGAACAACAACAACAACAUUCAUCAUCAGCAAACAGCAACAACAACAACAAUGGUACUAGUAGUCACAUGAACAGUGGUAGCAGGCAAAGCAGCACAAGGUGGACACCAACAACGGAUCAGAUAAGGAUAUUGAAGGAUUUAUACUACAACAAUGGAGUAAGGUCUCCAAGUGCAGAACAGAUUCAGAGGAUCUCUGCUAGGCUUAGACAGUAUGGUAAGAUUGAAGGCAAGAAUGUCUUCUACUGGUUCCAGAAUCACAAGGCCCGUGAGAGGCAGAAGAAGAGGUUCACUUCUGAUUCUACUACUACUAUCAAUGCCAAUAAUCUUCCACUUCCAACCAUGCAUAGAGGAUCCACCAUUAACAACAACAACAAUGCUCCUAAUUGUUGGAAUAAACCUACUGAAGACAUUACUACUACUACUACCUUUCGGAUUGCAUCUUCUUCUUCUUCUGCUGGGAUGGUUGGUGUGGGCCAGAUGGGGAAUUAUGGCUGUGGAUCUGUUCCCAUGGAGAAGAGUUUUAGGGAGUGUACAAUAUCUGCAGGUGGAGGAAGCAGUGUUGGUGGUGCCAUAAACCACAACCUGGGAUGGGUUGGUGUGGAUCCUUAUUCAUCAACUUACACUGCUUUCUUUGACAAAAUAAGGCCUGAGAUUGAAACCCUUGAACAAGAACAAGGUGAUGAUAAUAAUGAUGAUGAAGAAAUUGAUGAUGUCACUGAGAUUGAAACCCUGCCUUUGUUCCCUAUGCAUGGUGAAGACAUCCAUGACUAUUGCAGCCUCAGAUCCAAUAAUUCUUCUUCUUCUUCUUUUAACUAUGAUCAUCAUCAUCAUGGAUUCAACAACGGUGGUUCUCGUGCUUCCUUGGAGCUUAGUCUCAAUUCCUACGGUCGCAAGUCUCCAGAUUAUGCUUGAAACUUGUUAAUUAAUUAGCUUACACAUCAUUAUUAAUUAACCAGAGUACUAUGAUAUAAUAUGAUAGGUUAGUAGCUUAAGUAGUUAUGUUUCCAUUUUCCAUAAUUAGUUUAUUUUAUUAGGCACUGUUAUGUAUGUCUUCAACAUUGUCCUCUUCUGCUCUUUCACUUUCUUCAAUCUUCUCAGGAGAGAGAGAGAUGUUCCCAUGCUGACACAUGUCAUGCAGGGAGAGAUGAACUUAAU